Molecule: messenger RNA, 630 nt
Organism: Hyaloperonospora brassicae
Lineage: Eukaryota; Oomycota; Peronosporomycetes; Peronosporales; Peronosporaceae
Source: the annotation of a GenBank genome assembly
AUGAGCAGCAAAAGCCGCACGGAAAAGCACUUUUUCACCGACGCCUUCCCGGCCCACGACUACUUGUGCACGACCCAGUCGAGUCACCCGCAGACGCCGCUGUGGCCGCCGUAUUUGCCCGUGGACCCCCACCGCGUGUGCAUCUUCGAGCGCAGCAAAAACGCGCAGCUCGUUGUCUACACGGCCAACUUCCGGCCCAAAGGCAGUCGCGAACUGGACCCCAAAAAGCCGCUGGACAUCAGCUGGCAGAGCUUUGGGUGGACCGCAAGUCCCACGACGAAUGCGGUCGGAAUGAUCGAGCGCCGACUCGCGUGGGGCUACUCGCACAAAGCAGUGGCAGCGGCAGCCGAGGCGUCGCCUGUUGCUGCUGCUGCUGUGGGGACGAGUUACACUGUCACGCUGAACGCGCUGCCCAGUCGCUCGGCGCUUCUGUACGUGGACGCGAAGGAUCGGGUCGUGCUGCAGGUCGCGAUCAACGGCGUUCCGUCGCGUCUGUGGAAGAUUUACGUCAAGACCAGCGACACGCAGACGUUCGUUCCUUCGGUGCUCUACGUCGACCUCUACGGCACGAACGUCGACGACGACGACGAAGCCACGUACGAACGCAUUCUGCUCUCCGAAGUAAACUGA